AUGGCAUAUAUUCGUUUGUUGAUGUCCGAAUUGAGAUCUAACGAACUAAGAAAGAUUUUAGAAGGUAUUAACCAAAACAAAUUUGGUCCCAAUUAUAUUGUAAAAAAGAGGAUUUUGGACCUGUUUAAUGGUCCUCGUACAUCAUUAAUGCAAGAGUUAGAACAACAAGUUCUACUCAUCCAUUUAUCAAAACAAAGUGAAAUGCAACAACCGCAGCAUGGACGGAUUAAAAGAAUAAAGAAACUUUUACAAAAAUAUCAACAAAAUUCUAUUGAAACUACAAAUCAAACCAUACGUUUUUCACAUAAUUUACCAUUCUUUAGGACCAUACAUUCAUUAUUAAAUCCUAUUCACUGCAAGGGUAAUAAUAUUAGUACUUUCUACUUAACUAAGCUGCGUAAAAUAAAAGAUAUUCCAAAUUACAUUGAAAAAUCAUGGGAUUCUGAAAGAAAAGAAUAUAAAAUUCAAAUAGUUUUAAGAUUGGAACAAGUUGGACAUACAACCAUUGUUAAUGGACGUUUACCUUCUAAUAUUCAUGUUUCUGUAAAUAACUAUGAUUGUAAGUUACCUAAGUUAAUCUUUCCAGAAACUGGCGAUCCUACUCCAUGGAGAUUGAAUGUCCCUAUAGAUAUAACUAAACAAAUCAAUUUUAAAAAAAAUAAACACACAUUAAAAAUCACGUAUUCAAAUGAUCCACAUACUUAUGUAGCUGGUGUUUUUUUAUCCGAAAAAGUAACAUCAGAAGAUCUGCUUAAAGAGAUUAAAAAAAGAUAUUUACGUAGAUCUGAUGUAACUAAAGAAUUCAUUAAAAAUUCCCUAAAAAAUAAUGACGAUAUGAGUGUAGACUCCUUCAUUGUUUCUCUCAAAGAUCCAUUAACCACACAAAGAAUGAAAGUGCCGGCAAGAGGUAAAGAAUGUAAACAUUUGCAGUGUUUUGAUGCAAAAAAAUUUCUACAGAUGAAUGAACAAACGCAAAAAUGGGAAUGCCCAAUAUGUAAGGAACAAGUUAAAUAUGAAAACAUAGAAAUUGAUGAAUUUUUUUAUAGAAUACUUCAAAGUUCAAAAUUAAGUAAAGGAAGUGAAAAUAUUAUUUUACUUAAUGAUGGCACAUGGACUGAGAGUAAACCUAUGAAUACAUCUUUAAAUAACAAAGAAAUAAUAUCGAUAGAUUCUGAUGAAGAUAAUAUUAAUGACAAUUUUGAUAAUGAAGAGAUAGAACCAAAAUCUAAACGUUUUAAAUAUAAUCCACCAGAAGUAAAAAAAUCUAAACAUAUUGUAGAAACUGUAGAGGUUAUAAAAACAAAUGUUAUCAGUUCUACUAAAUGUGACAUUAUUAAUAAUGGGUUUACACCAUCAGCUUCAGAUAAUUCAAUUAUUAUGUUGAAUGACAUACCUGGGUCAUCAUCAAUAAUAGGAUCAAACUGUAUAUUGAAUAAUUUUAACCUUCCAAACAAUACAAACUCGGUUAAUAUUAAUGACUCUCUUGAGAGUAAAGGUAAAAAUAUUCAAGAAAAAGUGAAAUCAGUUUUAUGUGUUAUAACAUUAGAUUGA
Macrosiphum euphorbiae (potato aphid) is the source of this 1551-nucleotide messenger RNA. Lineage: Eukaryota; Metazoa; Arthropoda; Insecta; Hemiptera; Aphididae. The record is from the annotation of a GenBank genome assembly.